UGGUAUACUACAUUCAGACCGAUGAUUUUUACAAUGAUCUGGUGAAUAAUGCUAACUUGCUCGAUCGAAUGGACACGUCAAAUCUACCCCAGGACCAUCCGUGCUACAUUGCAGAGAGAAAAAAGAUUCCCGGGCUAUUUUCUGAUGAAACAGAUGGGUGCAUUAUAAGAGAAUUUAUAGCCCUUCGAGCAAAGUCCUAUGCAUACAUUUUGGAUGACGAAGAAAAAAUCAAAGCGAAAGGCAUCCGAGGUCAUGUUAUUAAAAAUCACAUGACAUUUGAAAAUCAUAAAAAGUGUUUAUUCGGUGACACUGACUUGGAUUUCUACCAUCAAAAUUUCUCCAUUCGAUCAUUCAAACACCAACUUAAUACUAUAAAAAUGAACAAAUUGACAUACAACAGUUUUGAUGACAAGAGGGUUAUCAUGGAAGACAUAGUGCAUACUUUAGCUCAUGGACAUUACUCCACUAAGUAAGAUUAAAAACAAUUUCUUAAAUUUUUAUACUUAUAAUAUUUUUAAUUUUAUAGGGAAGAUGAUUGGACUGAAUCUGAUUUUGACGUAGAAGCUGGG
Myzus persicae (green peach aphid) is the source of this 569-nucleotide messenger RNA. RefSeq lists its product as uncharacterized. The coding region runs from base 69 to 473 and encodes 134 amino acids. NCBI's taxonomy places the organism in Eukaryota, Metazoa, Arthropoda, Insecta, Hemiptera, Aphididae. The record is from RefSeq and is a predicted model, not a curated record. The transcript has a single exon.